AGAGAAAACGUGAAGCUACGAAUACCGAAGAUGGGGAACACCAUGGGAAGGAGUAAAAAAGCCAAGGUGAUGAAAGUAGAUGGAGAAACGUUCAAGCUGAAGACUCCAGCCAGAGCAAACGACGUCGUCAAGGAGUAUCCCGGUCACGUUCUAUUGGAUUCCGAAGCGGUGAAACAUUUCGGGCUUCGAGCCAAGCCUUUAGAGCCUCACUACCAGCUGAAGCCCAAAAAAAUAUACUUCCUCGUUGAGUUACCCAAGAUUCAGCCCGAAGAGGACAAAACGGCACUGCCCAGGAGGGUGCGAUCCAGUGGUAUCCGCAGCAUGAACGCUAAGGAUAGACUCGAGCUCUUGAUGCUCUCCAAACGCUCCGUUUCAGACCUUGCCCUCGUGAAGCCUCCCCUCAAUCUGGGCAUGGAUGGGCCCAUGAGGGUUAAGAUGAGGCUCCCCAAGGCCCAAUUGGAAAAGUUGAUGGAAGAGAGUAACGACGGUUCUGAGGUGGCGGAUAAAAUCAUUAGCUUGUACAUGGGAACCAAUGCCGGCGAGGGCGGCGCCGUCGCCGCGGCGGAGGACGGUGGCGUGAGGGUGGUGCACCAUCACAAUCACAAGCCACGUGCGAAACGAGUGAGUUUCAGACCAGUGGAAAAUGAAGAAAUUGGUGUAGGAGAAGCUCCUCAAUAGUUACUAGUCAAU
Abrus precatorius (Indian licorice) is the source of this 690-nucleotide messenger RNA. RefSeq lists its product as uncharacterized. The transcript has 2 exons. The coding region runs from base 31 to 678 and encodes 215 amino acids. NCBI's taxonomy places the organism in Eukaryota, Viridiplantae, Streptophyta, Magnoliopsida, Fabales, Fabaceae. The record is from RefSeq and is a predicted model, not a curated record.